Fulmarus glacialis (Northern fulmar) is the source of this 663-nucleotide messenger RNA. RefSeq names its product CTP synthase 2-like. The transcript is spliced from 8 exons. The annotation marks the transcript as partial. Gene Ontology annotation, molecular function: identical protein binding; CTP synthase activity. The record is from RefSeq and is a predicted model, not a curated record. NCBI's taxonomy places the organism in Eukaryota, Metazoa, Chordata, Aves, Procellariiformes, Procellariidae. Gene Ontology annotation, biological process: CTP biosynthetic process; pyrimidine nucleobase biosynthetic process. Gene Ontology annotation, cellular component: cytoplasm; cytoophidium.
AUUGUCUGCAGAAGUGCAAAACCUAUAGAAAUGGCAGUGAAGGAAAAGAUUUCCAUGUUUUGCCAUGUGGAGCCUGAGCAGGUGAUAUUUAUCCAUGACGUUUCUUCCACUUAUCGAGUGCCAAUCCUGUUGGAGGAGCAAGGCAUCAUUAAGUAUUUUAAACAGAGGUUAAAUUUACCUAUUGAUGACCAGCCAAGUGAUCUUCUAAUGAAAUGGAAGAAAAUGGCUGACAGAUACGAAAGGUUGCUGAAGGUGUGUUCCAUAGCUCUCGUUGGCAAGUACACAAAACUAAGUGAUUGCUAUGCAUCUGUUUUCAAGGCUCUGGAACACUCUGCGCUGGCAAUUAAUCACAAACUGGAUUUAAUGUACAUAGAUUCAACAGAACUUGAACGUUCUACGGAAGCAGAGAACUCAGUGAAAUAUCACCAGGCAUGGCACAAACUGUGCAAAGCAGAUGGCAUUCUGGUCCCAGGAGGGUUUGGAAUUAGGGGAACGGAAGGCAAACUCCAAGCUAUCUCGUGGGCAAGAACAAAGAAAAAACCUUUUCUUGGAGUUUGCCUGGGAAUGCAAUUAGCAGUUGUGGAAUUUGCAAGAAACUGUUUGAAUUGGAAAGAUGCAAAUUCUACAGAAUUUGACCCAGACACAAAAAAACCUGUUGGAUAA